Molecule: messenger RNA, 4960 nt
Organism: Crotalus tigris (Tiger rattlesnake)
Lineage: Eukaryota; Metazoa; Chordata; Lepidosauria; Squamata; Viperidae
Gene: PPP1R1B
Product: protein phosphatase 1 regulatory inhibitor subunit 1B
Exons: 9
Coding region: 221-997 (258 amino acids)
Biological process (GO): intracellular signal transduction
Cellular component (GO): cytoplasm
Molecular function (GO): protein phosphatase inhibitor activity
Source: RefSeq, a predicted model, not a curated record
CCAUCGCUUCCUCCAGCCUCCCCUAACGCACGCAGCUAUGAAGGAGAGUUGAGCUCUGCCACCUUCAGUUGCUUUUGCAGCACGGGAAGUUAGCACCGGGCAGCGCCUGCUGCUAAGGGGAUCCCGGGGGACUGAAAAGAGGCAAAGGCAAAGGGAGGGAAUCCAGAGGGAGAGUUUUUCUUGUCAGAAGUAGGAGGCUGUCUGACUCCAGGACUUCGUGAUGGACCCCAAGGAGCGGAAGAAAAUCCAGUUUUCGGUACCUGCGCCGCCCAGCCAGCUGGAUCCCCGUGCAGUGGAAAUGAUCCGUCGUCGGAGACCAACCCCAGCUUUGCUUUUCCAGCUUUCAGAAACUUCUUCCCCCGAAGAUGAAGCAACCCCUUAUCAGAGAACUCUGGGUGAAGGAUACCACCUUAAAAACAAAAGGAAUGCACCCUGUGUCUACACCCCUCCUUCUCUUAAAGCUGUGCAACGCCUAGCACAAAGUCAUCUGGAAUCCAACAGUUCCUGGGUGGAUGAAGAUUAUGCUGAAGAUGUUGAGGAGGAGGAGGAGGAGGAGGAAGAGGAGGAGGAAGAAGAAGAAGAAGCUCAGGAUUCAGAUGACUCUGUGAGGGAGAUGACUGGCUUGUAUAAAGCAGGAGAAUCCCAGGGGCAGGGUCCAGCUUCCAAAGGAAGACUGCUAAGACAAUGCACUGUCUUGGAAAAUAAACCCAAGGAAUCUGAGAAUCCAGUCUGCCCAUCUCUCUCCAAAUCACAGAAACGGAAAGGUGGGCAGAAAGUAUCCUUUGCAGGAUCUGUUGAGGAAGUCCCUACUGGAUCAGAGAAGUCAGAAGAUGGAGAUGCCCCAGAAGAGGAGACAAAUGUGAAACAGGAAGAGGGAGAUCCAACAUUAACAGAUCAUGACAUGGAACAGAGUCACUCUGACUGGAAAGAGAGACCUCCCUGUGCUGUUAAACUGGAAAAUCGUUCUUCUCCACCCCCCAUCCACACCACAACCUAGCACUGGAAGUGAAGGAUAGUUUGGGGAGAUAUCCUGUUGAUGGCAAUCUCUCAUUUUUCACGAGACCAAUUGGAUUACUUCCUUUAAUAACUAUUUUUCCUCUCUCUUUUCUGUUUUGAAUUUGUAUCUUAUUUGGCAGUGUUUGGUUAUGUUCAGUGAAUUAUUCAAUAGAAGGGUUGAAGGGAAGAAAGGUGAAUGAAAGCUACCUAGAAAUGAACCUUCACAUUCAAAGGCAAGAUAUUUCUGAGGGCCUGUAUUGUGGGCAUGUGGCAGGAUGGCUAUUUUUAUUGUGCCUUGCCAGUAGAUUUCACUGCAAGGGGAGGAAGGAGGCCAUCCAGUCAUUGUUUGACCUUCAACCCUGGACUAGAUGCUCAUUUGGUCGGAUCUAGCAUGAUCAUUAUUGGUUUUUUUUUAAUGUUUCUGCUCACCCACCCAGACCUGUUGAUUAUAUGACCAUGGUUUGUAAUAUUAAUAAUUACCUAAGGAAAUCAGAUUACUGAGGUGCUUCCAGACAGAUAGAGCCUUGUUCUAGUAAUAAAAAAGUAUUAUAUAACUAUUUUAUUUUUCAUUAUUUAAAAAUGGAAACUAUUGUGUGUUGAUGGGAGGGAGAAACAGAAGCAAUAUUAUGCAGCAACUGGAAGCAAUGGCCUAUAUAAAUCAUGUAAAAUUUCAUGAAGGAGAUUGAUUGCAUAAUAAAUUCCUUGUCUGGCAGCACUUCUUUUCUAAAAAUGUUGCCAUUUGAUUUCUAAAAAAUCAAGUGUGAAAAUUUGGUAUUUCAGCAAGUAGAAUUUAUAGCUGGGUUCAGCUUAAUAACCUAGAGAAAGAUCUUUAACUUCUAUCUCCCACAUCCAUUGUAACAUUCAAUGCUCAAAAAGCCGUAAUUCAAGAUUUAAUCAUUGAAUAGUUGAAUCUUCCUUCUUCCUUCCUUCUUUCCUUUCUCCCAUACCUUUCGCCCUGUGUAUUGGGCAAAGCCGUUCCAUGUUUCUCUGCUCUAUUGUAAAUAAAUACUGCAUUUAAAGAGUAUUUUAUGGAGGGAAGAGCCAACAAUGAAAGUUUAAGCCAGUUUUUUCUUAAUGUAUUAGCCAGGAACUACAGAAGGAAAAGUUUCAUGAUUUUGUGGAGUUGACUUUCUGAAAACAAUCUCUGUAUAUAUAAACCAAAGUUCAUUGGCAGUAGGAAUAUAAAAACAUUAGGACAAAUUUGGGAGGGUGGGAAGGAGGCAUCCAUUAUGAUUCUUCCAAUGUUUAUCCCUAGGAAAACCUCAAUUUUGGCUUCUAAAAACAGCCCAAGCAAACCAGUUGUCAAAUAUUCAAGACUUGAGUUUUGUAGUAUAGAAAUCAAGAAAUCAGCAAAAGUUUGCUUACUUAAAUGUUCAUUUAUGUAUUACUUCAACGUCUAUGCUGCUUCAAACUUCAUGACUUUAAUCUGCAGUUAGUAAAGUUAUUGCAGUCUACCUCUCCUUUGUAGGACACUUUUUAAUGCAGUUUAAGAUCCAGUUUUGUUGUUGUUGUUAAUCAGUCACUAAGUCAUGUCCAACUCUUCGUGACCACAUGGACCACAGCAUGCAAGGGCCCCGUCCUCCACUAUCUCCCUGCGUCUACCCUCCACUAUCUCCCUGAGUCUACCCAAACUCAUGCCCACUGUGUCAAUGACACUAUCUAAUCAUCUCAUCUUUUGCCAUCCCCUUCUCCUUUUGCUUUCCAUCUUUCAGGGUCUUCUCUAUUCUCAUUUUGGUGGCCAAAGUAUUUGCAUUUAAGCUAUAGUAUCGGUCCUUCCAAACAAUAGUCAGGACUGGUUUCCUUUAGGAUUGACUGAUUUGAUCUCCUUGGGAUCCACGGGAUUCUCAAGAGUCUUCUCCAACACCACAAUUUGAAAGCAUCAACUUUUCAGUUGAUGGUACGACUCAUAGCCAUACAUUACAACUCAGAAAACAAUAGCUUUGAUUAUACAGACCUUUGCUGGUAAGGUGAUGUCACUGCUUUUUAAUAUGCUAUCUAGGUUUGCCAUAGCUUUCUUCCAAGGAGUAAGCAUCUUUUAAUUUCAUGGUUGCAGUUGCUUUUCUGCAGUGAUCUUGAAGCUCAACAAAUAAAGUCUAUUACUGCUUCCAUUUCUUCUCCUUCUAUUUGCCAGGAAGUGAGGGGAACAGAUGCCAUGAUCUUAGUUUUUGUAAUGUUGAGUUUCAAGCCAACUUUUGCACUCUCCUUUUUCACCUUCAUCAAGAAGCUCUUUAGUUCUUCUUCACUUUCUGCCAUAAGAGUGAUAUUGUCUACGUAUCUGAGGUUGUUGGUAUUUUUCCCAGUACGCCUGUAAUUCAUCCAGCCAAAUAUUUUGCACGAGGUACCUUCCAUAUAAGUUAAAUAAGUAGGGUGAUGAUAUAUAGCCUUGUCAUACUUCUUUCCCUAUUUUGAACCAAUUAGUUGUUCCAUGUCUGGUUCUAACUAUUGCUUCUUAUUUAUUGUGAUCUACACAAUCAAAGGAUUUAGCAUAGUCAAUGCAUAUGUUUUUUUCUGGAACUCUCUUGCUUUCUCCAUAAUCCAGUGAAUGUUGGCAAUUUGAUCUCUAGUUCCUCUCCUCUUCAAAACCCAACUUGAACUUCUGGUAGUUCUUGGUUCAUAUAUUGCUGAAGCCUAGCUUGUAGGAUUUUGAGCAUGGUCUUGCUAGUGUGUAAAAUGAGUGCAAUUGUACAGUGCAAUGGAACAUUCUUUGGCAUUGCCCUUGUUUGGGAUUGGAAUGUAAACUGACCUUUUCCAACUGUGGCCAUUGUUGAGUUUUCAAAAUUUACUGACAUAUUAAAUGCUGAACUUUAACAGCAUCGUCUUUUAAAUUUUUAAAUAGUUCCACUGGAAUAGCAUCAUCUCCCCUAGCUUUGUUGUUGGCAAGAUCCAGUUUAGUGCCCUCCAAAUGUGCUAUAUCAUUUCUUGCAGUUAAUAUCUGUAUAGGACAUCAAAUCAGAUAUUUUAAUGAAGCUAUGAGAUAUGUCUAUAGUUUUCAGGGAAGUGGAACAGGUUUUCUAUAAUACUAGCUCUGUGAUCUGUGUACAUCUCAUAAAAGCAAUCAGAAAGGUGAUGGGGGGGCUAAGUUAGAGCUCUGGUGAAUAUUUCUUUGGUAGGGAGGAUGAUAUUACUUGCCUUGAAAAAAGUAACAGUGCACCCAUAUUUAAGAAGCCAUCCUUUUAUCCGCUUUAUGGAGUAACUAACAGGCUGCCUGCAAUUUUCCCUUUCUUGGAAAGAUGACUGAGAAGGUAAAGAACCAGUAGUUAAAGAGAGCUAUGGAUGAAACAGAUUAUCUGGAUGCCUUUAAUUAGGAUUCAGGCUGGGGUGAAGAUUGUUGUGGAUUACCUUGUGGGGACUGUAAGGAAUAGUGCCACCUUCCUUAGCUGACUUCCAUGACUCUUGAUACAUCAAUUAUGGUAUCCUGCUGGAUUGUUUAUGAGAACUGAAAACUGGUGACCUUCAGGUUCUAGAGUAAGCCCAUCUUUGACUCAAAAUGGGGUUCUGCACACUCAUAGAGAAUAGGCAAAUAAUCUGAAGGUAUUCCUGAACUCAUAGCUCCUGCUGGAAAUAAAGAUGAAAACAAUGGUCAGGAAAGCUUUUACACAGGUUCAACGUAUGCUCCAGUUGUGUCACUUAGGUCCUUGUCACUUCAUAUCUUCAUUACAGUCCCUCUUCUCUGAAACAGCUUAGCCCUAGAAACAGUCCUUUGUGUCAGAAUUUUAGUGAGCUAUUAAAACCUGGCUGUUCCAGAGUGUUUGGAGUAUGAGGGUAUUAUUCUAAGAUUGAAAGGAGGUCCGGAGAGAUAGAUGGGAAAAGUUAUAAUUGUGAUACUUAUAUACUAUUGAUUUUGUGGUGGUUUGAUUAUUAAGCAUUAUUUUAUUAUUUUUAAAUAAAUUACUAAAAGUGAGAAUUUGCUGUGCCUGUGGAUUGAAGCACAUAAAAGCCUAAAUAAAUAAAUAAUCUAAACAAA